UAUUAGACUUGCUUGGUGGGUAACUGUGGAACGAUAAGUAUAUACGAUAUGUAGAGUAGCAGCCAUGAAACUGUAGGAAAGAUGAUGUAUUCUUUCCAAUAAUCAUAAAAUAUUUCUGAGCAUCAGGUUCAUUAUGAUGAACCGGGUACAACCAGAAAAUGUUCACUCCACCAUAUUUACUCCACGAGAAUAUCAGGUGGAGUUGGUAGAUGCCUGCCUCAAAGGGAACACCCUUUCAGUGCUGGCCUCCCGCUCCACAAGGACAUUCCUCAUCACAAUGGUCACACGAGAAAUGGCCCAUCUCACCCGGAGCAAGGAGCAGGGAGGCAAGGGACAGCGAACAUUACUCACUGGUUGGUCGGGGCCAGGGCUGGUGCGUGCAGGCGAGGCUAUUCAACAAAAUACCAACUUAGCUGUGACCACUUACACUCGCCUUGAGCAGGUGGAAGGCUGGCUACCUUCACGAUGGAGUCAGACUUUUACAGAGGCCCAGGUGAUAAUUAUGACUGUGGAUGUACUUGAAAAAGGGCUUGAAACAGGAUUAUUACAGCUAGACAUGUUGAACCUACUUGUAAUUACCGAUGCACAUCGUGUAGCAACUUUCCCUCCUUUAAUUAAGGUUUUAAAUUUAUGUCGUGGAUGUAGGAUCCUUGGCAUGACAUCACCAGUCCUAAGUCAUGCCUGUUCGCCACCACAAUUAGAAUCCUUCCUUACACACCUUCAGGAUGCUACAUCUUGCGUGGUAGACACUUCAUCAGAAAUUGUCACUGUCCUUAGGUAUGUGAAUAAACCAGUUGAGAAGAUUGUGAUGUGCCGUGACCCAGACCCUGAUGAACGUUCAGAAGUAGAACUAGAAGUGCGUAGGCUUGUGGGAGAAGCUCUUAGUUUUCUUGAUAAUCAUCGCUAUGAUUUGGUGGAAGUCUAUGGUCCAGAAUACCAAGAAUUUUGUGAUGAUCUGCCUGACCCCAACAAAGAGCCAAGGCAGAUAUUGAUGGAUUUCCUUGAUGUGCUCAAUAAUUUAGGAUUGUGGUGUGCUGACCGUGCAGCAUUGUACGCACUAGUGGAAGUUGAGAAGCUUAAGAAAAAAACAGCUUAUGACAGGCAUUAUCUUCUGUUGUGUAUGAUCUUCACUGUCAUGGCACGUAUAAGAGCUGUUGUUGAGCAAACAUUUGAUAAAUAUUCUGAAUUAGAUCAGAUCUUGAAAUUCUCAACUCCAAAGGUAUUGCGCUUGGUAGAGAUCCUCCGGCAGGUCCGACCUCUUAACUUCGUAGAUCCACGGAAGAGAAGAGAUAGAUUAGAAGCGUUUGAGAAUGGGAAAUCAGCUGCUGCUCUUGAAGGUAGUGAGGACACACAGGAAAACAAAACUUCAGCAGAAGAUAAGAAUGUACAUGAAGAUCCUACAAAACUUGCAACUGAUGGAGGAAACACAGAAAAUCUACAAGGAUCUGCCUCCAAAUCGGAAACUGAAAUGAGCUGUGAAGGUUCAGAAGAGCCAAGUGAUACAACAUUAUGUGUUCAAGGAAGCAUUUAUGGAAUUUCAGAAAUUCCACUUGUAAGCUCAGGAGAUGGUGCUAAUGAUCCAAAUAAUGAGUGUGAAGUAAACAGUGGAAAUGCCAUGCCAGACCUCAAAGCUAUGGAAGAGCUGAGUGAAGGCCAUUCUCAGAUCCAUGGUACAGAGCCAGCAUCAGAAGAUCCCUUCUUAGCUGAUGAAAAUUCCACAGAAGAUAAAUCAGAAUUGUCUCAUGGAGCUCCAUCUAACAUGUUUUGUGGAUCGUCCGUUGAAGAUUCUAGUGAAGUUGUUGACAUAUCCACUGAUGGAGGAUAUUUUACUGCUGUCUCUGAUGUUUCUCCAAAAUGUACAAGUAAGGCUGUGUCUGAUUCGUAUACAAAUGAUAUAGAAGACUGUAUGAUUAAAGCAAAUUGUAAUAACCAUGAAGUGAAUGUGUCAAGAAUGACUGAAGUAAAUACUGAAAACUUCUGUGCUGAAGUAAUUGACAAACAUAGUUGUUUACAAGAUAGCUUGGAAGAUGGAGUAGACUUCACUAAGCACAGUAUGAAAGAAAGAUCUGCUGAUGAUAUGCACAUUACAGUACAAACUUGCCCAGAAACUACACAAUAUUGUUCAAAUGCCUGUGAAGAUGUAGUUGCUAAGACUAAUGAUGAGGAUGGGUCAGCAUUAGAGGACAGUUUAUGUAGGCUUAAUAUUAAGGAAUCAUCUUGCACAGAUGGCUGUGAUACAGAAAGCAUUAAGAGCUGUGAUCUACAUAAUGGAGUUCUGAGUGCCAAAAAUGAUUUGCUAGACACUGCCAUGAUACAAAAUGUGAAAAAUAUGACUCUAUGCAAUGGAUUUGAGCAUGGCAGUAAAGAUGAUAUAAUGGAUUCUGAAAAAGACAUUACAAGUAAAAUGAAUGGCCAUGUUGAUCCAAGUGAAUAUGAUUCAGAAAGUGAAGACAUUAGUGAUAGAUAUAAAAGCUGUGAAUCAGUACAAAGCCAGGCUAGUGUGGAAACUUCCAGUAAAGAAGGCUCCAUAUCAGACACAUUUGUUCCCUCUGCUACCUCUUAUCUGCCUUGCAAGGCAGAUGCUACUUCUGCUGUUGAUGAAACUGCAACUCCAUCUGAUUCUGCACCAAAUGAACAGGAGUUACCUACUUGUACCAGUGGUGUGGAAAACACUGAAGAUCCUGCUUUAGUUUCUACUUCAGGGACAACACAGAACACAACCAUUUGUUCUGAUUCUGCUGCCUUUUCCAAUAAUAGUAAUGGUACUCAACCCGCAACACAAACAGUGUCAUCAGAGGCAGCUGCCAUGGCUGAUACUUUGGCCAUGCUAUUACCAAAUAGUGGUAAAGGACGCAAAAGACGAGAUGAUGUUAAAGAAAAAGUAAAGGUCCACAAUCCAGAAGAUCCUGAUUCUGUUUGUGGCCUCAUUUUUGUACAUCAUCGAAGCAUGGCCAAGAUUAUAUACAGGCUAUUAAAGGAACUGAGCGACAUUGGGGGAGAUUUUGCUUGGAUUUUCCCCCAGUACACAGUAGAAGCCAAGGAAAGUGUAAAGGAAGAUCCCAGGGCUGCAGAGGCAGAACACAAGAAGCAAGAGGAAGUACUCAGGAGAUUCCGACAUCACGAGUGCAAUAUACUUGUCUCAACACGUGUGUUAGAAGAAGGAAUUGAUGUUCCACAGUGUAAUCUGGUACUAAGGUUUGAUCCUCCCACCGAUUAUCGCUCGUAUGUCCAUAGCUGUGGUCGAGCAAGAGGCCAUGACACUUUCUAUUUUCACUUGAUUACGAAGAACCAGGAGAUCAGCUUUCUUCAUGACAUGGCUACCUAUUCUGCAUUUCAACAGGUGCUUGUAAGUCAUUGUGGCAGUGUUGAAGUGGGCACAGACAGAGAGGUUCUGUCAUCAGAAGCCAAUGCAGCUCAUGCCCCUUAUUUAACUCCAGCUGAAGCAGCUGUUACAAUGGCUUCAGCUAUAGGGCUCUUAAACAAAUACUGUGCUAAGUUACCAAGUGACACUUUCACUCGUCUAACUGCUAUGUGGGAUGUAGAAGAAAUAGAAGAGGCAGAAGUUGAAAUACCAAAAUACAAGUGUAAGAUCAUGUUGCCCAUCAACUCACCAUUGAAAGGAACUAUUGAGGGUCCAUGGCAAAGCAAAGUUUCACUAGCUAAGAUGGCUGCAGCUCUAGAGUGUUGUCGAAGACUUCAUCAGAUGGGAGAGUUAGACGAUCAGCUUCAACCAGUAGGAAAGGAAAGCAUGAAGUUAGAUGAUCACCUGUGUGCUCCACCUGCUGAUGACCAGGUGCCAGAGGGGAUGCCUCGGCCAGGAACAACAAAGAGGAGACAGUAUUAUUAUAAAAAGGUUGCUGUUUGUCUGACUGGGGAACAACCAAAACAAGGACUAGAUUUGUUUGUUUAUAAACUAGAUAUGGUGCUAACUUGCCCCAUCCCUGAUGAACAAAACACUCGUGGUCGUAAGAUUUACCGUCCAGAGCAGUCCUCACGUUCAUUUGGAAUCAUCACAACAAAGCCAAUCUCACAGGUCAGUGGAUUUCCAGUAUUCACUCGUUCAGGGGAAGUUGUUGUCCAUGUUCAAGAAAUUGAAAGAAAGGUUAAUGUCACUCAAGAUCAGUUGUCAGCCUUACAGUACUUCCAUAAGUUCACCUUCACACAUGUGCUACGGCUGGAAAAAUAUCCAAUCAAGUUUGAUCCUACAAAUGCAAGAACAGCUUUUUACAUUGUACCUCUAAACAAGUUUAAUGGAAGUGAAGGCAUUGAUUGGGAGUUUGUAAAGGAGAUCCAAUCUGAAGGAGACCCCAGACCAGUCCCUCCACAGGAUGAUGCAAGGAAAAAGUUUCAGUUCCAGCAUGAUCUCUAUGAGGAUGCAGUAGUUAUGCCUUGGUACAGAAAUCAAGAUCAGCCUCAGUAUUUUUAUGUAGCUGAAAUUUGCACUCAUCUCAAUCCACAAAGUGAUUUUCCGGAUGCAGGGUUUGAGACCUUCGAAAAAUACUACCUAACUAAAUAUGGCCUUCAAAUAUGUAACCUUGCUCAGCCUUUGCUUGAUGUUGACCACACAUCUGGAAGACUGAAUCUGCUCACGCCACGUCAUGUUAAUAGGAAAGGAGUGGCACUGCCUACCACCUCAGAAGAAACUAAACGUGCCAAACGAGAGAACCUUCAACAAAAGCAGAUCUUAGUACCUGAAUUGUGCACCAUUCAUCCCUUCCCAGCCUCCCUGUGGCGAAAAGCAGUAUGUUUGCCAACCAUCCUCUAUCGUAUUAAUGCUUUACUUCUUGCUGAUCAACUAAGGCUCUCAGUGGCAAGUGAAGUUGGAUUAGGACUCCAGACUCUUCUACCAGAUUUCUCCUGGCCACCUUUGGACUUUGGUUGGAGUUUAGCUGAUGUUCUCAGGAAAAACCAGGAAAAUCAAGAGCAAGAUGACAAAUCAAACAUUGCUUCAGAAGCCACCAACAGCAAGCAGAAAGCUACCAAAGCUGAGAAUUCAGAAUGUGAAUCUCCAACUCUUGCAGCAAAAAAGAAGGCUCCUAAGAAGGGAAAUGACAUGGAAAUUGGCACAUGGUCAAAUGAUAUGGCAGUUGAUCCUCCAACACCUCCAUUUGAUAUGGACACAAUGAAUGGACCAGAUGAAUUUGAAAUUGAUACAUUCGAUCCCAAUGUAGCCCUGCCUGACAACCUGACUUUACUGAAUGGCUUUUCAGGUGCUGAUGAUGAUGUAGAAGGUGAAUUAGGGGCUGACUGGGGCACUGGCAUUACUGAACGCCGGACCAAGAGCAGUUGCAACAAAGACAGCAAAGGAGGGAUGUUUAGAGUGGGUUCACCUUCAAAUUUUGAGAGUGAUGGCUGGGACAUGUUUGGUAGUUCAGGUUAUAAUGGUGGGUAUGGAGGAUAUGGUUCCUAUGAUGCUUAUAGUGGUUAUGGAGAUUUUCAGGGUCUGGCAGAUGAUCUUGAAGGCUGUGAGUCUGAUGUUUCAUCUGACAUGGAUGAUGAUGAUAAAAGUCAGACAGAAAAACUGUGGGAUGAGGAGGGGACCAAAAGGCGGUCUAGUAUGGCAGCUGAUGAGGGGUCAUCGGAUGAAGAGAUUGACUUGAAUUGGCCAGAUGAAGAUGAAGAAGUACGAAAUGAAAAGGAAAAAGAAUUUCAGUCAUUUUUAGAGGAUAAACAGAAGAUUAUAAAGGAAAGUUCCUGCUAUCUGGCAGAAAGUGAAUCACUACUAAUUGAAAAGGCACACAGGAAACUGCAGAAUGAAAGCAAGUCAUCCCCAGAGAAGGUUUCUCAUCGUACUGAAAGUUCUACUACUGAAGGCUGUGAACAAUUAUCUUCAAAAGGCUGUGAUAAUGCUCAACAAUCUACCUCAAACAUAAUUAGAACUGUGAACAGAGAUGAAACUCUUGCACUUACAAGGCCAGACUCUGAGGUACAGUGUUCUUCAUGGUACAGCAUUUGUGAGGAAAUGUCAUUCAGUUUUGAUUUCCAACCUGAUCUUCUUAACCAUCCAGGACCAUCACCAAGUGUCAUACUCCAGGCACUAACAAUGUCUAAUGCUAAUGAUGGAGUCAAUUUAGAGCGGCUUGAAACCAUAGGGGAUUCUUUUCUGAAAUAUGCCAUCACAACCUUCCUCUAUUGUACUUAUCCACAACGUCAUGAAGGAAAGCUUAGUUACCUACGUUCAAAGCAAGUCAGUAACCUGAAUCUCUAUCGUUUAGGCAAGCGAAAAGGGCUUGGAGAGUGUAUGGUUGCCACAAAAUUUGAGCCCCAUGAUAACUGGCUGCCACCCGGCUACUUUGUUCCAAGGGAAUUAGAGGAAGCUUUGAUUGACUCUGGGGUACCUGCAGGUCAUUGGAAUAUGGCUGACUUACCUGGACUUCAUGACUUGGCAAGUGAUGAAAUUAGACGGCUAGUUCAGGAGCGCUCAGAGCAGAUCAAGCGCAGUAAGAGUGAGCAGGCAACUAGUGAACUCAUGGCUACACAGAAUCCACAUGACCUGCCAAUAUUUAUCCCAUACAAUUUGCUCACACAGCACAGCAUCCCAGACAAAAGUAUUGCCGAUUGUGUAGAAGCCUUGAUUGGUGCUUACUUGACUACAUGUGGGCCUCGGGGUGCUUUACUAUUUAUGUCUUGGCUUGGAAUCAAAGUGCUACCAUGUACAUUAGAAAGUUCUCCAGAAGCUAGUGAGCUUAUUACAUAUGGGCACUUGGAAUCUCCUCAGUCUCCACUAUAUCAUUGCCCUCUCACUGACACCAGAAAGGAACUGGAUUUGCUUCUUAGCGGAUACCAAGUGUUUGAAGAAAAGAUUGGGUACACAUUCCGUGAUCGUUCAUACUUGUUGCAGGCCUUCACACAUGCCUCUUACUACAAAAAUCGGUUGACUGACUGCUAUCAGAGGCUUGAAUUUCUAGGAGAUGCUGUUCUUGAUUACCUGAUAACUCGUCAUUUGUAUGAGGACAAGAGGCAACAUUCACCAGGUGCACUAACUGACCUUCGGUCAGCAUUAGUCAAUAAUACAAUAUUUGCAUCCCUUGCUGUCAAAUAUGACUACCAUAAAUACUUCCGCCAUUUUUCACCUGGUUUAGACCGAGUUAUCAGGGACUUUGUGAAGAUGCAAGAGGAAAAUGGCCAUAAAAUCAAUGAGGAGUACUACUUCAUGGAAGAAGAUGAAUGUGAAGCAGCAGAAGACAUCGAAGUUCCUAAAGCCCUUGGUGAUGUAUUUGAGAGUGUAGCAGGUGCAAUCUUUCUUGACUCUGGUAGCUCCUUGGAUGCAGUGUGGUCUGUGUAUUAUACUAUGAUGUGUCGGGAGAUAGAACAGUUCAGUGGAGUGGUACCAAAGUCACCCAUUAGGGAGUUGCUAGAAAUGGAACCAGAAACAGCCAAAUUCGGAAAGCCUGAACGUCUUGUUGAUGGGAAGGUUAGAGUGUCAGUUGAAAUAUUUGGAAAAGGGUCAUUUUCAGGAGUUGGGAGGAAUUAUCGUAUUGCAAAAUCAACAGCUGCUAAGAGGGCUCUGAGACACUUGAAAAAGUUACAAAUGAUGGCUAAUCAGGGUAUCUGAUUGGGACAUUCUUUGUAAGGGAAAUAUCUGAUACAGUAAUUUUUUAGUGUAAUGUAAUAAAAAAAAAAUAAAAAAAUAAAAAAAUAAAAAAUAAUUAAGGGUUAAGAAAGAUCUGAAAUUUGUACAUGCAGCAUUUACAACUUGGAUUUUUGUAGGUUUUAUUAAUGGUAAGAAUAUAAUUAACCUUUCUUUUAUCAUAAAAGAAAAUUGACAUUGGCAUUGGAAAGAGUGGACAAAUUUGCUUCUGGGAAAUGUAAUGGGUGUCAGCAAGUUAAUAAGUUGCCAUUUUUAUAGCCAUUAUGUGUAACUUUACUUUUCCCCUUUUUAUCAAAUUUUAGAAAAAAAAUGUUUACCAUUCAGUUAGUUACUGUAGACAAAGUUUCAUGCCUACAUUUAUAAUCAGUCACUUUUAUUAUAGGUAUUGAGAGUACAAAUGUGCAUAAUACAGAAAACAUUGCAGUGUAAUCCUGCAAAAGAUUCAAGUGCAAUUGUGCAGGCUGCUUCAUGCCUCUGUUAUGACCAGUAAGUUAUGGGGCUCAGAGAGAUCUGUGCUGUGAGCCAGGAACUUAUAAACUAGUAACCACACAAAUUAAAGUUCCAACAUAUGAAGGGUGUACAUUAGAAUAUUCUUUCCAGGUUCCUUAGUGCAAUGCAGACUUACUCUCAGUUAUUCAUCUCUUCUUUAGAUCAUACAGUUUAGGGUCAUUUGAAGAAGGCAAACACAUACUUAUAAGUUGUCAUAGGCUUUGUGGUUGUAAGUUUUUUCAGACUUGGCAUAUACUACAGUUUCCUGGUCAGUUUUCAAGGUUUUUUUUUUUUACUUUCUUUUUCCCAUCUCAUCUUGUCUCACCAUUCGUGUAUGACUGCAUUGUUGACUUUGGUUCUGUGUUGAGAAGUGCCAUCUCCCAGUGACCCAGUCCUUGAACUGUUCCACCAUAAUGCUGUGAUUCCUUACCUGACAUUUAGUUCAAAUGUUAAGAUUUAUAUUAUUGUGUAGAUUAUUGGAGUCAUUGUAAAUUUUUGUAUAAUUUAUUACUAAAUCUGCGUGCUGGCUCACUACUUGAAAAUGCUUUCUAUGUUUUAUUUUGUAUUUAUAGACCUUUUUUAUGCAUUGGUUCAGAUUUUAUUGCUAGAUGUACCUCAUUUGUAUUAUUAUUUCUUAUUGUUAUUUUUACUUUAUUUUCUUUCUUCAUACAUAUAAAAGUUGCCCAAAAAAAACUUUUUGGAGAUGCUUUAUAUCACUUCAGGUUAUAAUUAGUCUCCUUUGUAAACUCUUAUGGUUCAUGACAGAUCUUAUUAUUUUUUAUAUUGAAAGCUCCAUAGGCUUUGGCUGAAUUAAAGCAUGAGAACUCUUUUAGCAUUAACAAGAUGUGUCUGAACAAUUUACAUUGUAGCCCAAAUAUCUAUGGUGAAAGUAUGAACUGUAGUUGAAACACCAUUUUUUUCAUUAUUUUUUAAAGGAGUGUGGAUAUGCAAGUACAUAGAUAUGUGGAUAUUUAUAAGAAUGCAGCUCCAGAAAGUUAAUGUAUUUGUUUACAUAUACAUAUUCAGAUUCAUUUCAUGGAUAUGUGAAGAUUGAUUUGACAUUUUUAUUUAAGUAUGUACAGUGAAGAGGAUUAAGUUUUGAAAUUAGUAAGGAUCUCCAGAGCAUUUAGGUACUAUAUAUUGGAUAAUGCUUGGGUUUAUGCUUCCCUAUUUACUGGCUGCUCCUUCCUGUAUGAAAUGCAUUUUCAGCUUGAACUGAAAUGUUCUCUGGGAAUUUGAACAAAAGCCUCUUGUUAUUGUUAUACUGUACAUUGAAAAUGUCAGUAUAUAAUAACUAACAUCAUAUGAUGAUAUAUAUUUUACUUAUGCAUGUUUAUUUUGAAGUUAGAGGAUGAGCUAUUUGUUCCCUUUAUUGAAAAUUGGUAUAAAAUGAAUUCCUAAACAAUUAAUUGAUUUGAAUUACUUUGAUAAUUUUCUGUUUUGUUCUGUCUGUCUUCUUCAGUGAGUCAUACAGAGAUGAGAUAUUUUAUUGAUCAUUGGAAUACCAGCAGAGGCUGGUAUGUAUUAAAGAUUCUCUACACAGAUAAAUGUCUCUCAGUUCAUGCUUAAAAGGGUAUUUUAUGUAGUACACAUAGCAGUGUAUAUACAUGAUUGGUUCUCACUUAUUUAGAGUAGUGUCACAAUGUUCCUAAUUAUCUGGUGAUGCAAAUUUGCUCUGAGAAUAUUUAUGGUUAUCUUGUUGGAUAUUUGGAUGACUGCUAUAGCUUUUCAUGAUCUCGGUACACAUACAGAAAUACAGUUUGCUCAGCUAUGUAUUGUUUAGUAAAUAAUAAUUUAAUGUUUAUCAAUAUGUUGCUUAAUGCAAGUGCUGGCAUUUUGACAUUGAGAAAUACAUUUAUACAUAACUUGUUAUAUUUAGUAAGUUACAUUUGCUGAUUUUCAGUAUAAGUAUGGAGUUUGUAUAGAAUCACAAAAUGGCAUGUUAAUGUUUUUUAAGAUCCCAGUUGGCAUUUGUAUGCUGACCAAUACUUAAUCAUUUACUGUUUCUGUCAAUUUAUUUAGUACCAUUCAUGGAGCUUCAGGUUGUUAGUGGUUAUUAAUCCUAUGUAAAAUAUUCAGAAAAGAGCCUAUUAAGUUUUCAAGACACAAGUACAAGUUUGUUGUAAUAAUUACAGGAGUAUUUAAUAUUUUUCAAGUUUUAUUCAGAAUUUUUAACAUUUCAUUUACGGAAAAGACUAUAUCAUAUGAUAUAGUGUAAAUGUGCCAUGUAUGGAUUGGUAUAUAAUGCAACAUUCAGAGCUUUAGAAAGAGAAGAGAAUUGGCUUGAGCAUGCAUGCUAGAUUCAUACCUGCAUUUGUAAAACUGCUUGAUUGUUUACAUUUUAUAGCUAUAAUAUGAUCAAUAGAUUCUGUCUGUGGACACUCUUGGAUCCUUGGUUAUGAUUUGUUCCUAGUCAGAUAUUGGUCCAAGGUUGUAUAUGAAUAUGAUCCCAACAGGGCUUUGGUAGGGUAAGUGGUGUUUGGGAAGUAAACUUUCUGUACCAUUGCAGGCUAUAAGAACUAGCAGAAAGUGCCUCCCAGCUUACAGUUGGGGAGACGUUAUCAGCUAGUUGUCAUCUUGUUCAUGUGAUUCAAUCCUGCAGUGGUGCUUGUCAAUUUAGUUUAUAUAAGCAACUCUUAAAAUUUGGGAGUUUUAAAUCAAGUUUGCUUCUGCUUACCCAGUAGUUAUUGUAGGGGGUGCAACAUUGAGGAACAUGCAGCCUUUGAGCACACUAUCAUAAGACACUCUAGAAAUAGAUGAUUUUUUUUUUUUCUCUCUCUCUCUCUCUCUCUCUCUCUGUUUUUUCUUUAUAUUUAAUAUUGCAAGGAUUUUUUUAAGGAUUAAUGCAAUUGAAAUAUCUUAACUCCCAUUUUACCUCAAUUUUGCACUUAGAAUUAAGACUGAGCUACGGCCAGGGUCCAGUUCCCAUGUCGCAGUGAGGAAGCACGCCUCUUCCCAGCGUAUCCUUGGUGAUAGGGGAAUUGGGCUCAUCCCUACUUGCUCAGCUGCAGCUGUAAUUUGUUUGCAGUACUAUUUACUCCAGGGAUCAUUUGUAUUAAUAAUAAGUGAUCUCAUUUAUGUUUAUGUAUGAGGUUAUUAUUUUUCUAGUAUAAGAUGUAUUUAAAAUAAAGUUUGAUAAGAAUAGCAUCUGACAAUUGCACUUUGUAAAUGAAUGUAAUUGAUUUUUGCUAUUACUAACUGUAAUGGGAAAGUGAACCUUCAUAUUAUCCUUAUGUCACAAUGUAUCCUUGCAGGAUUUUUUUCCUCCUCAAAUAUCCUUGUAUCGUGCUACAGCAUAUGGGUGAUUUUAUGCUCAAGACAAAGUAGAGGAAUAUGGUGUAAGAUAUGUUUAGCAUUUUAAAGAUUUUGUUUUAGAAUGACUAUAUAAUGUGGAAUACAAAAGUCAACACAUAUCCUAGUUUGCCAGUCUUAUUUUCCCCUUUUUUUUCUAAUUGCAUCCAUUUCCUUUUUCUCAGUACUUCAAUUUUCCCCUGUGUUAUAGAUAUCCUGGAAAGUGAGAGUGUAAAUGGAGAGUGAAGGUGGGUGUGAGUGGAGAGCGAGUGUAGGUAUGGGUGAGAGUGAAUGGCAAGUGAGUGUUGGUGUGAGAGUGAGUGUAUAAGAGCGAGAGAGUUUAUGAGUAAAUGAGUGAGUGAAAUUGUGUAUGAGUGAGAGUAUGUGUGCAAGUGUGUUUAUGCAUAGUGUGGGGGGGGGGGGGGCUAGGUAAAUAAUAUAUUUCAAAUUCAUAGUUUUCACACAGCAUUUGCCUAAUGCUAACACUUUAAAUUUCUUAACAAAAUGAUGGUUCAUAUUGGUCUCACCUUUUCUGAGUUAGUAACCAAGGAAAGCCAGUAAUAGUUUUCAUGAAUCCAUAAAUAUGUAAACAUUAUUAUGAUCACAUCAAUAUAGAUACAUUGGUUUGCUGAGCCUUGUAAACAUAUACUCACCAAUGUAAAAAAAAAAAAAAAAUCUUUCUUUCUUCUCGUUCUUCCCCUCCCCUUCUCCUCCCCCUCUAUUGUGCUUUAGAAUUGAAAUAGAAGGUUGUUUUAUGAUGAGAAAUUAAGAAAGAGCUCUGUACCUUUCAGUUUCAUUCCAGUCUUGACUACCAUCAGGAUAGACACACAUUUUCCGUACUCUGCUUUAUCUUUCUUAUAUAUUUUACUUAUAAAAUACACCACAUAAUGUGAUCCUUAGUUUGUAAUUUUAUUACAGUUAAAUAAGUGUCUGAUUUAAUUCAAAUAGUAGAAACUGCAUUUACCUUUUUCUGGUAUAUUACUUUGUAGAUAUAAUGUUUUAAUUUUUUUUAUAUUCCAAAAUAUACUGAAUUUUCAGUAAAAAGUUUUAGAAUAUUCAAAACUUUGAUUUGCAAAAAUGGGAAAUAUUACCAUUUCCCAAAAAUACAUUCAGAAAUGCAAUUUUUUAUUUCAAUAUACACAUGUGGAAAUUUACCUAAAAACAAGUUCACAAGUUAUAGUGUAUUUUCCCCCAAGCCUUUCCUUCUACAUUAUCUGAAACAGAUAAACAAAUCCACAAUCAUGAUACCUUGACACUACUGCCAAAGCAAUUUCGACUGAUCCUUAAACUGCUAAUCAUAUCAGCUAUUUUUCAGAAGCUAUGAAAUAUCAGAAAAAAAAUUUGGUUUUAUAGUGAAGUACUUCUACUAUGUAGCAGGGAUGAAUGGUUGCUCAUUGUUUGUUAAUAUUUGCAAUACUAUAUGAAAAAUACUGAUGGAUAUAUAUUAUAUUUGAUAUGUUUAGAAUACAAUUUCCUUUUUUUUUUUUUUACAAAGAAAAAGAAUCAUAUCAUGUAAAAGCAGCUUAUGUAAAUAAAUUUUGAAGAUCCUGUACCAAAAAUUAUACUGUCCAAGUAUUGAUUUUAUAAAUGUCAAAAGUAAGCAAUAAAAAGAAAAUUAUAAAGUAAUGGUAAAGUAUUAUUGUUUCUUUUUCUGUUAAGGGGCAGAGGAUAAUGUAAACUUUUGGACUUGUAUGUUCUACAUACUUCCAUCUGUUGUAUGGUAUCUGCAAAGGAAACAGCUUUUUUAUAUAUCAAUAAACCCGAGUACCUAACAGUCCUCAUUGACUAACCAUGAUUGUCUGAUAAGGUGUAUUGGUUGCACCAGGUGUCCUUGUCAUAAGACCUUUGCUUGGUAUGCAUGUUCAUGUAAUUUCUGUAUUUGAUUAUAUUGUCGUUUAAAUAAAAUUGGUGUCAGUUGAA
Penaeus monodon (black tiger shrimp) is the source of this 13291-nucleotide messenger RNA. Its product is annotated as endoribonuclease Dicer-like. The coding region runs from base 134 to 7555 and encodes 2473 amino acids. The transcript is spliced from 24 exons. Gene Ontology annotation, cellular component: nucleus; cytoplasm; RISC complex. Gene Ontology annotation, molecular function: ribonuclease III activity; deoxyribonuclease I activity; protein binding. Lineage: Eukaryota; Metazoa; Arthropoda; Malacostraca; Decapoda; Penaeidae. Gene Ontology annotation, biological process: pre-miRNA processing; rRNA processing; apoptotic DNA fragmentation. The record is from RefSeq and is a predicted model, not a curated record.